CCGAACCAGCACUAAGCUCUACUUCUUGGCAAAAACAGUUCGUUUCGGGCGUGUGAAUUUCAAUAUCUAAGUAGCCAGGCAGUGAACCCGCGGCGGAUACGCAACACAGGCUUCAGAAUGAGUGCACCUGGCAUGGACAAGAGAAAACUCUCCACAUCGGGGGACUCGCUUUACGAAAUCCUAGGACUUCCGAAGACUGCCACCGGAGAUGACAUUAAGAAGACAUACCGAAAACUGGCACUCAAAUACCACCCCGACAAGAACCCCGACAAUGUCGACGCGGCCGAUAAGUUUAAGGAGGUGAAUCGGGCACACUCGAUAUUGAGCGACCAGACUAAACGCAAUAUAUACGACAACUACGGCUCACUGGGCUUGUACAUCGCCGAGCAGUUUGGCGAGGAAAAUGUCAACGCGUACUUCGUGGUUACGUCGCCAGCAGUGAAGGCACUUUUCAUCUGCUGCGCCGUGGUCACUGGAUGCUGCUGUUGUUGUUGCUGCUGCUGCUGUUGCAACUUCUGUUGCGGCAAGUUCAAGCCGCCGGUCAAUGAGUCGCACGAUCAGUAUGCGCAUCUCAAUCGCCCCGAUGGCAAUCGAGAUGUCAGCGAUCUGCCGCCACAAAUGGGACAGCAGCCACGUCUCGAGGAUGUUGAUCUGGACGACGUGAAUUUGGGUGCGGGCGGCGCCCCCGUAACAUCACAGCCACGCGAACAGGCCGGAGGACAGCCGGUGUUCGCAAUGCCGCCGCCUAGCGGAGCUGCCGUUGGAGUUAAUCCCUUCACCGGCGCACCAGUGGCCGCCAAUGAGAACACGUCGCUGAACACAACGGAGCAGACCACAUACACGCCAGAUAUGGUUAAUCAGAAAUAUUAGGCAAGUGCUGCGAACGAUUCAGAUACUGACACAGAGCCCUAACCCGUAACAGAAAAACUGAAAAACCCGAUAUGUUUCGUAACUAUUAAAGUUGUUUUUAAGAAGCGCGAUAUGUUGAGGCAUUCAACAUAUUAACUUAUGUAUUUAUUCUAAGCCGUAGCACUUAGCUGUAUCUUUAAACAGUUUUUAUUUUGAGGUGGGCUCCUGGCAUCCGCCCGUCAGGUUGAUCUUGGUCCACUUCGAGUAAUCGGGUCCCCAAUUCCAUUAUUCAGAAACCAGCCACCUAGCAAGAUCUAUUAAGAACUCGACUUCACAUCCCGUUACGCAAAAACUUGUCGCUUUGACUAAGUUGUACAUCCGAAGUUAGUCUCAAUAUUUGCUGCUUAAUCGCUCUGCGUAUGGAUUCAGUCGCAGUGGACAAGAUUGUAAUGAUAUAUGUGUAUAUGAUGAUAUGUGUUUCUAGUUUGCAUUUGUGUCCUCGCCCAAUCUAGCUUAAUUGUUCGCGAAAUCGCCUCAAUCGGUUCUGUUAAUGUGUCGGAAAUACUUAUGUAAAGAUGAAUUGUCGAGCGACUCCCAAGCAGAUUGCUCCGAUCCGAUCCUAAUGCAAAUGUAAAUAAGUCAAGUUAUACAAAUAAGCAUCACACAGACAAGCAGAGGAGGACGAUGGAGGACACUAAACACUACAUAGGGCGGAACUUAAUGGAAAGAUAAAAAAAAUAUAUAUAUAAAUAUAAUAUUAAUCCCCUAUUUAUAAAUAUUAAAUACAAUUAAUCAAAAGUUCAAUUGUAACCCCCAAAAGUAUUGCACUUGCACAUGUAUUCAAAAUUGUUUCAAAUUAAAUUUCAUCCCGUUCGGUUUAGUAUUUUUGUUAAUCGCUUUAACGGCUUUUAAAUGUAAAUGAAUGCGUGCUUAGUCCAGCAGAAAUUAAAUGUUAUGUCCUAGUACCCUAACCCCAUCCCAAACCAUUUACCACAUAAUUAUAUAAAUUUUUGCAUCAGAGCUGGCUCGGGACUCGGACUAGUUGAUCCGUUUUUAAGGCUUUUAAGAGAUGUCCAAUCUCCUGGCCCAGCCAUAGUAUAAACAAAGACCGUAUAAUAACAAGAGUUCAGUUGCCAUAUCGUGCGCCCUCCGCUCUCAAGCAAGUGCGUAUGUUGCGAACAGAUCUAGAAUGCCUGGGAAUACGUCUGGUUCUAAAACUAAUUCGAGUGCAAAAAAGUCGUAUGGCGUUACUUUGUUAUUAUAAUGUGUUUGGUAUAAUAAUGCAUACUUACGUACAUAUAUAAAAUUUAAUUAAAGGUGAUUACAUCUUACGGUCUUGCGUGUGUAUUUAUUGUUCGUCAAGUCAAGUCAUAAGCAAAAAUAAUUAGUAACCUACAUUAAACUUAAACAAUUGUUUCCAAAUUCCAAUUGUAUUCUGUAUCUAUAACACGUUGAAAGCGAAAUCAAUAAAUUUACUAUACGAACUCAG
This is a messenger RNA of Drosophila serrata, 2338 nucleotides long. RefSeq names its product Cysteine string protein (gene Csp). The record is from RefSeq and is a predicted model, not a curated record. NCBI's taxonomy places the organism in Eukaryota, Metazoa, Arthropoda, Insecta, Diptera, Drosophilidae. Gene Ontology annotation, biological process: regulation of neuromuscular synaptic transmission. Gene Ontology annotation, cellular component: type Is terminal bouton.